AUGAUUACAUCAUAUAAGAUCAGUUUACUUAAAACUACAACAUCAUAAUUGGUAUGCACUUUUAUUCUCAACUUGGACAUAUUUUUUAAAGAAAUUUCAUAAAAUUUUGAAGUUAAAGCAUUAAUUACAACAUAAAAUAAAAAUGCAAAUAAAGAGUCAUUUUAUUAGAUCUAUACCUUCUCUUACUUGACAAUAUCUUAAUAAAAUAUGUAUUCUUAUUAAUUAAACUGCAUAUUUUAAGUACUAUCAAUUUUUUACAUGAUCGCUUUAAAGCUAUCAAAACUAUGUUCAUUCAUUAAGUUGGAUGGCAUAUUUUAAUGCUUUUACUAAUUAUUUGCAAUUUGCUUUAAUCUUUUCGGAUUAAUUCAACAUUUGCACAUAGUUUUAAGAUUAAAAGUAUAAUGGUCUUGGAAAUUCCAUUAACUUACCUGCUAUUUUGAUAUUUAGACUAAUUCUAGUUAACUAAAAGCUUAUAUAAUUGUUUCAAGUUUAAUUUUAUUUUAUUACUUUUCUUUUAUAUUUCAGCUUAAGUUUUGUUCAUCCAUUUAGUAUUAGAUUUGUUUAUUUUUUGUUAUUUUAUGAUUGUAAUAAAUUAGCAUAAAAAAAUCACAAACCUCAUAAAAUCUAAAGAUGAUCAUAAACUCUUUGCAAUGAAAAUUCUAGGAAUGGUUGCUGUUCUAUUUUGUUAUUGCAUUUAUUUAUUAUACUUUAAAGAAUUUUAUGAUUGAAUUGAAUGGGUUACAUAUUAUUUUACUUGUUAUUGAGACAAUUUACAGUGGGAGAUUGCAAAUUUCGAUUUAAAAAUAGAUUAACAUUAUAGAUUUAAAACAAUUUUAAUAUUAGAGCCUACAUUUUGUUAAAAAAAUUAUUCUAAUAUCUUUGGUAAUAAUGGGUUUCAUAUAAUUGCCAAAUAAUAAAGCAUCUACAUAAUAAUUUAUAAUAAUUUAAUUUGCGUUUAUCCCAGGAGGUUUGUUAUAUUUAUGUUAGGGUUUGUAAGAGAAAUUGAUGUAUUACAUAAAAUAGAAUCUAAUCAAUUAAUAAUCAAAUCAUUUAUAUUUUGAUUGGAUCAUUAAUGGAUUCUAGAAUUUGUAGGUAGAAAGGCAAUAAAAUCAAUAAUUACUGAUAAAUAUAUGCUAUUAGAGUGAUUAAUUUAAUUUAUAAUUUUUCUAUCUAUACAUUAUAAAUAAUAUUCCUGAUAAUUUGUCAAAAUUUACAUUAAUUUAUACAAUUAAUAAUUUUCUUAUUUCUAUGAAUCAGGAAUUUACUUUCUAACGAAUACAUACUUCUCAAAUGUAAACAGAUGAAUUAAAAAAAAAGUAUAUUCUCUAAAAGAUUUUAGGCUGUGGCCAGUUUGGGUAAUUUUAUAUACUUAUUCUUAGAACUGUGUAUCAAGGUGUGAAUAUACGCACUAGAGAAACAGUUGCUAUCAAAGAAUUGCGCCAUAGCAAUACUGAUUAAGGGGUUUGAUAUAUUAUUUUAUUAAAGAUUAAUGUAUAAGCCUUAAGAGAAAUAGAAAUACUUAAAUCUAUGAAAUGCCAAUAAAUUGUUUCUUUUAAAGACUUAGCAUACGGAUAGAAUAAAACUUAUAUUAUUAUGGAAUAUAUGGAAGAAGACUUACUAACAGCUAUAAAAAGAGACACUUUCUCAGAAUAAGAAACUAAAGUGAUCAUGUUUUAAGUGCUUUAAGGUUUGACAUACUUACAUUAAUUAGGAAUUAUUCAUAGAGACAUAAAACGUAAUUAUUAUUUUAAUAUUUUAGCUAACAAUAUUUUACAUAGUAAUUUAGAAAUUAAAAUUUGUGAUUUGGGAAUGGCUCAAAAUUUAAAUAAAUAAAAGCCACAAACUACCCGAAUUCAAAAUCAUUCAUACAGAGCUCCAGAAGUGUUCCUUGGUUUAUUAAAUGACUAAUAUUAGGUUAAAAAUAUUGCUCUAAGGUUGAUGUUUGGGCUACUGGAGUACUAUUUAUUUAACUGAUCUUAAAAUAAAAUCCUUUUAAAGGCCAAUCUGAUCUUGCUAGUUUUAAAUAAAUUCUUAAAUAUUGUGGAACUCCAACUGAAGGUUUUAUUUUUAUUAAGUAUCUAGAUAAUUGGCCAGGAGUAACUUUACUUAAAAACUACUCUACUUUAAUAACUGAAGAACCGUAAAUAAGAAUACUUUCAACUUUGCUAGAAAAAAAAUUGCCUCCAUUAUUAGUAAAUCUAAUUGAUUCAAUGCUUAUUCUUGAUCCUAAUUAGAGAAUAUCUGCUUAGAAUGCUCUUUUGCAUCCUUAUUUUCAAGGAAUGAAUAUAGAAAGGUAUUAUUUAUUAUUUUAUUCUUAUUACACAGAUGCCUUCAUAAAAUGAAGGCAAACCGAAAAAAAAUAAAGACUGAAUCGUAAAUUUAAACAGAUGUCUUUAACUACCCUAAUGGAAACAAAAUUAUUGUUGUUUCGUAAAUCUUACAAAAAAGCAAAAAUUGCUUUUGA
Molecule: messenger RNA, 2464 nt
Organism: Paramecium sonneborni
Lineage: Eukaryota; Ciliophora; Oligohymenophorea; Peniculida; Parameciidae
Source: the annotation of a GenBank genome assembly